ACCGAAACUCGAAACAGGCAACAACAACCUUCACUUGGCUGGCUUUUAAGCGUUUAGCUAACAGCCAUGGCGUUUGUUAUGAAACUUCUGUUUCUGUCUGCGUUAGCGUAUAGUGCUAAUGGCGGGAUCCUGACUGGAGAACACAGCUCUGAUUCCUUCUUAUCAUCAGCUCUAAAUUCUCCAUCGGCUAACUUCGGUUCGCCGUCUACUUCUUACGGACCUCCAGCUCCAGCUUUGGAUUUAAGUGGACCAGGAGCGAGUGCCGAUGGAAGCUUAUUAGCAGAUGAUCACUCUUCAGGCUUGGAGUCUGUUAACAAUGGACCUGUUUCGUUCGGUGAUCAACCCUUAGCCAGUGGUCCAUCUCAUGGAUUCGGCGACUCUGGAAUCAGUGGCCCCGGGCUUAAUGGUCCAGGUUUGUCCAACGGAGUGACCUUUGGGAGCGAUGCAGGUUUUGGAGGUUCCGCAUUAGGAGCUGGACCGAUCCAAAGCGGUGCCCCAGUUCUAGGACCGAGCGGAGGUGAUGGCGCUUUACUUGAUGCUGCCGCAUCGGGUCCUGCCUUCGGAAAUCCCAUUGGCCCAAUCCUCGACACCGGACUCGCUGGCCCCGCCAACGGUGCUCUCGGCGCUUCACGCGUACUCGGCACCACCGUUACCGUCGGCCGCCCAGUAGCAGGCGCCAGCAGAUACGAAUUACAGUCUGUGGUACAAAACGUCGUUCGUCGCAUCCCAGUGGAAGUGACCCGCCACAUUCAAGUGUCGGUACCACAGCCCGUGCCUGUCCCAGUCCGUCAGGAAGUCAGGGUGCCAGUGCCUCAGCCCUACCCGGUUCACGUUGACGUCGUAAAACAUGUCCCUUACCCUGUCUAUAAAACUAAGCACGUCGAGGUGGAAAGACCAGUGCCUGUCGAGGUGGUGAAGCAUGUGCCAUUCGAAGUCAUUAGGAAGGUACCGAUCCCAGUGGAAAGGCCUUACGAGGUUAUCAAGAAAGUUCACGUCCCCGUGGAGAAGCACGUGGAGGUACCAGUGCCAGUAUGGAAGCCUUACCCCAUCCACAUCAUCAAGCACGUCACCCACUACAAAAAGAAGAGCUGCUGCUGGUGAAUAAAAUAUGAAAAAAACUGUCAUGAUCCUACCAAAUAGUCAAUACAAUUGUAAAUAUUGAUAGUCAUUAGCUGUAAUAAUAAACUGUGUAUAUUUUUCUAAGAUUUUUAUAUCAAAA
This is a messenger RNA of Papilio machaon (common yellow swallowtail), 1219 nucleotides long. RefSeq lists its product as uncharacterized. Bases 67 to 1101 code for a protein of 344 amino acids. The record is from RefSeq and is a predicted model, not a curated record. The transcript has 2 exons. Lineage: Eukaryota; Metazoa; Arthropoda; Insecta; Lepidoptera; Papilionidae.